This is a messenger RNA of Vicia faba (fava bean), 1071 nucleotides long. The record is from the annotation of a GenBank genome assembly. Lineage: Eukaryota; Viridiplantae; Streptophyta; Magnoliopsida; Fabales; Fabaceae.
AUGUCAUCAGGGUUUCUCCACCAAAGAACACUCCACAACCCUUUCUCAACUCAAUUCUACACUUCACCUUCAUCUUCAGCGAAUUCCAAGAAACCCCUUUCAAUUCUAAGUCCCACAGUUCUCCUUCCCCUAUUAACUCUCAUUGUGGUGCUGGGUAUUUUCUCUCCAUGGUUAGGAGUGCCUCAAAAUCUCUUCUUUACUUCAAACCCUGAAAUUUCUAAAUGGGGUCACUAUACAUUGGAUCAAGCACUCACCUUUGUGGCUAAAAAUGGGACUGUCAUUGUUUGUAUUGUUAGCCAACCUUAUUUGCCUUUUCUCAAUAACUGGUUGAUAAGUGUUGCUAUGCAGAAGCGGCAUGAUAUGGUUCUUGUUAUUGCUGAGGAUUAUCAUUCGCUUUAUAAGGUUAAUGAACUUUGGCCUGGUCAUGCUGUUCUUAUUCCUCCUGUGCUUGAUGUUGAAGCUUCUCACAAGUUUGGUUCUAUGGGUUUCUUCAACUUUACAGCCAGGAGGCCAAGCCAUCUGCUGAAGAUUUUGGAGCUUGGAUAUAGCGUAAUGUACAAUGAUGUCGACAUGGUUUGGUUAGCUGAUCCUUUUCCUUAUCUGCAAGGGAGCCAUGAUGUGUACUUUACAGAUGAUAUGACUGCGAUCAAACCAUUGAACCAUUCUCACGAUUUACCACCACCGGGAAAAAAGGGGCGGCCUUAUAUAUGUAGUUGCAUGAUUUUCCUUCGCCCUACGGAUGGAGCAAAGCUAAUUUUGAAAAAGUGGUUAGAGGAACUUCAGAUGGAGCCAUGGUCUAGAACCAAGAAAUCUAAUGAUCAACCUGCUUUUAACUGGGCUUUAAUGAAGAAUGCUAAAGAGGCUGAUUUGUACCUGCUUCCACAAGAAGCAUUCCCUACAGGCGGUUUAUAUUUCAAGAACAAAACAUGGGUUAAGGAAACUAAAGGAAGACAUGUUAUAAUUCACAACAAUUAUAUAGUUGGUUUUGAGAAGAAGAUAAAACGAUUUCGUGACUAUGGUUUCUGGUUGGUGGAUGACCAUAAACAAGAGUCACCUCUAGGUGGAUUAUGA